Acaulospora colombiana is the source of this 819-nucleotide messenger RNA. Lineage: Eukaryota; Fungi; Glomeromycota; Glomeromycetes; Diversisporales; Acaulosporaceae. The record is from the annotation of a GenBank genome assembly.
AUGUCCCUCACCCUACAUCGAUCGAAAAAUAAUAUUGGGAAACUUUUGGUUUCCCAUGUUCCCAAAUUUUGGCGCAUAUUGAGAAUGAGCGCCGGAAUUUGCAGUAAUCGAUGGAUUACUGGAAAUCCAAAGGGUCACUUGUUCACUUUGGCAAUAUCCACAAACAUCUCUAUAGUGACAUCGCUGAUUUUGAUAACUGCAUGCCACAACAGAACUCAUCGCAACAUGAGCCAUCUCGUUAGACAACAACUGCAUCGACUACCGCCUGCAGCUCCCGAUUGGAUUGUGCUGAAGUCAUUCACUCUUGCAUUCACGGCAAUGAUAAUAUCCUGUUUAUCAGUGUUGAACUUUAGUCUGGCCGUGUUUGUGUCGUCAAUGGUCGUAAUACCAUUUUCACUAUUUCAGCCAAUGUCAAAUGGUUUUUCUUUCGUGAAUUCAUCAGGAACAUCCGAAUCAUCACCUUCCGAUGAUUCGGAAUCCACCAUCAAAACAGAAUCUUUCGAGAACGGAGAUUCCCCGAGAUCUGGCUCAUCUACCGAAGCCCCAUCAAAGAAAGAUUCGGUUUCAGAAAAUGUUUCAUUGACUCAAAUAGGUCGAUUAUUAUCCAGAGAUUUGAUCAACAUUUUACAGCUAUUGAUAUUGAUUAUGAUCUCACCGCCGGGAAUAUUGAUCAUAUCUGGUACAAACCUAGAUGAAUUUUUGAGUUGGGUUAUAAUGGAAUAUGAACUGUUUGGUAGCUAUUUGUUACCAUUCAUUUGUUGUUUGUAUUGGCCAAAUAUUUUAAUCUAUGCGGUUAUUAUAUUCUCGCCAAUCAAAUAG